AUGAGCAUCUGGCAGGGGUUCCUCAUCGACCUCGGUGUGUCCGAGCUGGACCGCUUCGACGACCGUGAGGCUCUGAUCUUCCGUGAGAACACGCUGGCUACCAAAGCCAUCGACGAGUACAUGAAACUGGUGGGGGCCAAGUACCUCCAGGACACACUGGGUGAGGCGGUGGCCCAGCUCUGCACCUCGGGUGACAGCUGCGAGGUGGAUCCCAGCAAAUGCGCUGGCCUCGACCUCUCUGACAACCAGAACAACCUGCGGCAGGUCUGCGAGGAGACCUUCCAACGCAUCGCCACGUCCUGCGACGCCUUCCCGGCAGAGCUGGGCGAGAUCUUCGCGGCGUGGCAGGAGGAGUGCGCGGCGCGGGGCAAGGCGCCCAUCGGGCAACGUCUGGUCUCGGCCUCCCUCUUCCUCCGGUUCCUCUGUCCCGCCAUCAUGUCCCCCAGCCUCUUCGGCCUCGUCCAGGAGUACCCGAGUGAGGCCACCGCCCGGACCCUCACCCUCGUGGCCAAGGUCAUCCAGAACUUGGCCAACUUCACCACGUUUGGGGAGAAGGAGGCCUACAUGGGCUUCAUGAACGAGUUCCUGGAGCAGAACUGGAGCACCAUGACGGCCUUCCUGCAGAGCGUGGCCAACCCCGAGAGCAGCGUCCACAUGGCCACCUACGACGGCUACGUGGAUCUGGCCCUGGAGCUCGCCACUCUCCACCUCCUGCUCUGUGACAUCUUCUCCAGCCUGGACCAGGCCACACAGGAGGAGCUGGAGCCCCUGCCCACCAUCCUCACCGCCAUCAGGGAGGGGACCCCUGUCCCUGUUUCUGUCCAGCUCAGCUCCACCACGGAGCGAAGCCCGGCAGAGAGCAUCAAACCAGGCUUUGUGCCACCACGGGACCUGAGCAAGCACAGUCCCCUCAUCAAGAGCCAGUCCCUCAUCAGCAUCCGCCGUGUCCGCGGCCGGGAGGACGGGUCAGAACCAGAACCAUCACCGGCACCGGUACCGUCAUCACCGCCCAACCGGGAACGCCGCAACGUGCAGCGCACCCAGAGCGUGCCGGCGCAGAGCAAAGCCACCCGGCGCCUACGCAAGCAGAGCAGCAUCGAGCACGUGGCAGAGCCACCAACCGAGGACAACCCGGGGUCCCUCGUCCCCCGCAACACCUCGCACGGGUGGUUGAUGGAGGCGCUGCGGAAGGAGGUGACGGAGAAUCGGGAGAAGUUGGUUGCGGCUGGUGGAGACGCGG
This is a messenger RNA of Pterocles gutturalis (yellow-throated sandgrouse), 1240 nucleotides long. Its product is annotated as RAS protein activator like-3-like. Gene Ontology annotation, biological process: regulation of GTPase activity. Lineage: Eukaryota; Metazoa; Chordata; Aves; Pterocliformes; Pteroclidae. The transcript is spliced from 7 exons. The record is from RefSeq and is a predicted model, not a curated record. The annotation marks the transcript as partial.